Sarcophilus harrisii (Tasmanian devil) is the source of this 4876-nucleotide messenger RNA. RefSeq names its product PPARG coactivator 1 beta (gene PPARGC1B). Gene Ontology annotation, molecular function: RNA binding; transcription factor binding. Gene Ontology annotation, biological process: positive regulation of transcription by RNA polymerase II. Bases 1 to 3456 code for a protein of 1151 amino acids. Gene Ontology annotation, cellular component: nucleus. NCBI's taxonomy places the organism in Eukaryota, Metazoa, Chordata, Mammalia, Dasyuromorphia, Dasyuridae. The transcript has 12 exons. The record is from RefSeq and is a predicted model, not a curated record.
AUGACGCGCGCCUAUGUGCUCGUCUGCCAACCUGUCUGUGGGUAUGUAUGUCACUGUGUGUGCGCGCGCGCUCGUGAGGGUUGCGCAAGCUGUGCAGGCUUCUGCUGUGUGCUACCUUUACCUCUGACGAAACUGCAGCGGAGGCUCGGUUCUGCUGCCGUCGCCGCCGUUGCUGUCACAUGCUUUGCUGUUGUAGCUGUAGUCUGGAGGCGGGUUCCAAGGACCGCCCUGGACUACACUGUAAGAGAUUAUCGAGUCCCCUGGCUUACUGGGGAGUCACGGAGCUUUCCACGAAGCAUUAUUAGUACAGUUUACAGACCCAGUUCGCCAAAGGCAAACAAAGGCUAUAGUGUUAUUCAGUUGUUUGAAGGUUUCAGAAAGGCUAGCCAGAUCAAUAACUAUUGGGCCCUUUUGCUUUUCCUGUCUUUGCAGUGUGGGGGCGCAGGGGAGGAGUACCUCUAUGAAGACUUCCAAGACCUCGAUCUCUCCCAGUUGGAUGCCAGUGACUUGGAUUCUGCCAGCUGCUUCAGUGAGCUUCAGUGGGGUCCUGAGACAUCUGAAAAUGGGUUCAGCCAGUGUGGCACCUGCGGGGAAGACUCAGAACUUUUCCAGAUCAUCAGUGGUGAAACUGAGGCUUUGUUGGCUGCUCUCACUGAAACCCUGGAUGAUAUCCAGGAAGAGGACAUGGGCUUGGCUGCCUUUCACACUCUGGAAGAUGGGGAUGUGCCUACCCCAGACCCCACCUCACCCAUUCCCUCACCCAAAGCCAGUCCUGAUGCCCUGGAUGGGCUGCAGGCCCUUGGAUCUGAGGUUGAUGAACUUUCUCUGUUGCAGAAGCUACUCCUCUCUCCAUCCCACACUACUCCAAGCAUGGAAACCCAGAAGGAAGGGACUGUUCGGCGGCAAGGAGCAUCAAAGUCAAAAAGCCAGAGACCUUACCUCAAGAUGGAAAGCCCCCAGGACAAGAAGUCCUCACCUCCCCAGACUCAAAGUCGAAAUUACACUGAACUGCACAGACAUCUCACCUCCGCUCCUUGCUGUCCUCGUACUGUCCCUCAGGCUCCAGACAGGGAAUGGCAGCAGCUGCCUCCCUCCCCACCAGCCCAGAGCCCUCGGCCCACCAUCAAGGAAGAAAGUGACUCGGGCGAGGAUUGCCUAAGCCCCAGGCUCACUCCGGCCUCAUCCCUGGCCUCCCCUGUGCCGUCUGAAGCAGUUCCCGGGGACCAGUUUGGCUGUCCUGAGGACAUGCAUGCCAUGGUGGAGCUGAUCCACUACAUGCAUACCUACUGCCUUCCCCAGAGAAAGAUGCCCGUCCAAGCCUUGGCAACCCCCCCUCAGUCCUGCAGCAACCCUCCCAAGAAAGCCAAGGCUGAUUGCACGCUACAAAAGACAGCAUCCGGCAAGAACGAGGAGGGGAAGGCACCAGAGAACCUGGUGCAGAGGCCAGCAGCUCUCCAGCCUCCCAAAGCUUCCUGGUCCAAAUUUUCUAUCCUGAGAGAACUGUUGGCUCAAGACCUCCUCUGUGAUGUGAGCAAGCCCUAUCGGCUGGCCAGGCCAAUCUAUGCUUCCCUGUCGCCCAGUACCAAGGUCAGUCCAGGGCCCUUGGAGGAAAGCCAAAGACCCCUGUCUGAGAAGGCGUGUGAGGUCCGGAUCAAGGCCUCCCCUGGGACCACCGAACCCAGGCCCAGCUUCAGGCCCCUGAAAGUGGAAGUGAAGGAAGAAGUUAAUCCGGUACCAGUGACAAAGGAGGAAGAGAAAGAAGGGCAAAGGGAGGCAAGAAUGUGUGCACAGAGUCCACCUCUGUCAAUCGGGACCAAGGUGGGACGGAAGCCAGAGAGCUCUAUUUAUGCUGUUCGACGCUCUAAGAGGCUGAACCCUGAACUAGGCCCAUGGCUUUCAUUUGUAGAUGAGGCGCCCCAAGAAGAGAGGGCAGACCCUCUACCCUCCCUGGGCCUGGACCCAGAGGCCUAUGAUGCGGAAGUGGAAGUGGAGAUGGGCAGCCUGGAGGAAGGACAGAGUGUCUGUGACCAGUCCCAGCAGAGAGCGGCCCAGCUCCUUGCCCUGGAGAGUCCCAGUGAGAGUGGCAGUGGUGAGACGGACGAGGACCACAGCUGCCCUCGGUUAUGCUCGAGAGAAACUCCCAGGUGUUUCACACUGGCCUUGUCACAGAAUGACCCUUCACUGGGGAAGAGGAACUUUGACCAGGUGCUGACAGUGGAGCUCUGCGGGACAGCAGGUCUCACACCACCAACCACGCCACCCUACAAACCUAUUGAGGAAGACCCCUUCAAGCCAGAUGUGAACCAUAGGCCAAACAAAGAGGCAGCUCCAUCCAUCCCCUCCCCUGAGGGUCCUCGGCCUGUGGCAGCUGCUAGAGGAUCCCAUAAAUCCCGGAAGAAGUAUCCUGAGCGGAGUGAGCUCUUGGCCCACCUGAGCCGAGCCACAGUUCAGCCAUCUCAGGUAGGCCAGAAGCGUCCCUUUUCCCGGUCCUUUGGAGACCAUGACUAUUGCCAGGUCCUCAAGCCAGAAGGAUCCUUCCAGAGAAAGGUGCUGAGGUCCUGGGAGCCCUCCUCAGUCCAUACAGAGGACAGAUCCCAGUCCAGGGUUUCCAGGGUUGAUGCACAAGGACUGAGCAAGGAAGGUGGGAGCUGCAGAACUCCCAAUAAGGACAGCAAGCCCCUAAGAGACCAUGAGAUCCGAGCCAGCUUAACGAAGCAUUUUGGGUUGUUGGAUGGUACCUUGGAGGAGGAAGAUUUUGCCUUGUGCAAGAGCCCAGAAUAUGAUACUGUUUUUGAGGACAGCAGCAGUGACAGUGGUUUCCUCUUGGAGGAAGAAGAGGACGAUGAAGAUGAUGAUCUCUGUGUCCAUUCACUUCCAUGUCAGCACUGCCUCCACCCAAGACCCUUCAGCAAAGCCAGUUUGCAUCACUGCUCUCGGAGCCGAUCAAGUUCAGGCUCUUCAUGUCACAGAUCUAGGUCUCCAGCAAACCGGAGGACUUUCAGAUGUGGAAACAAGGAGCGUUGUGGAGAAGGAAGCCCAAGUAUCCAGCAUAUUGAGAAGAGGAGAGAAAAGGCCAUUGGAGAAGGCCGGGUGGUGUACAUUAAGAACCUCUCCAGUACCAUGAGUUCCAGUGAACUGAAGAAACGUUUUGAAGUGUUUGGUGAAAUUGUGGAGUGUCAAGUGCUAAAAAGGAACAGGAGGGGUGAGAAAGAUGGUUUUAUUACCUAUCGGUGUUCAGAGCAUGCAGCCUUGUCCCUGAGGAAUGGUGCAGCCCUGAGGAAGCGCAACGAGCCCUUCUUCCAAUUGAGCUAUGGGGGACUUGGGCAGUUCUGGACCAGAUGCACUAACUUUGAUUCCAAUAUAGAAGAGGCCUCCCCGGCUUCGGUGAAAAACAAGUAUGAAGCCAUGGAUUUUGACAGCUUGCUGAAGGAGGCCCAGAGAAGCCUACAUCGAUAACAGCCUUAAUCCUAGAGGAAUACCUCAAUACCUCAGUCAAGGCCCUUCCAAUAUGUUUACGUUUUCAAAGAAAUUAAGUAUAUGGAGAGAGAGAGAGAGAGAGAGAGAGAGAGAGAGAGAGAGAGAGAACGAGAGAGAGACUGAGACUGCUGUCCCUUUAAAUCAAUGUUUACAUUGAACAAAGCUGCUUCUGUUUGUGAGUUUCCAUGGUGUUGAUGUUCCACUGCCACACUUUAGUACCCUCGCUUCAGAUUGGUUGUUUCGGGUGCGUCUGUUAGCAUUCUGCCACCCAGCCCCUAACCGCCCACCCCCCAGUUUCCAUUGUGGAGUUGCAGCUAUGUUCCCAUCACAUUUUCGGUCUGUAGUGUGUGAUGAUAAAAUCGUUACUUGUGAAUAGAAUCAGGACUAUAAACUAAUUUUUAAUUGCAGAAAAAAAAGUAUAUACUUAAAAUACCAUAUUUAUGGCUCAGAUGUACUGUACUUCGAACUAAUUCAUUGUGCCGCUUCCUGGAUCUCUAACUAUGCACUGUAAUGAGGUGCUUGCCACUGUGCUGAUGGACUCCCGGCUGGCCCUGGGAGGGAGGGAAGAAAAGAAGGAAGGAGGGAAAGCAGAGAGGGGUCGAGACCCCGCUGGACUUCAUCUCCUCCCUGGAGCAGGAGGCUGGAUGGACAUUUGUGUGAAGCCUCCAUCUGUCACCAGCCCAUCUUCCAACCCUUAUUCUUCCUCAUCCCAGUCCUCUCCAUCUCUCUGUCCAACAUCAUCCCAGCCCACGACUUUGCACUGGCUACUUUGGGUGGUAGAACAAUAGCCUCCAGAGCAAUGGCCAAAGGUCCAGGAUGAAACCGUGUUCCUGUUGGAAGUGGAGGAAUUCAGAGUAAGCCUCUGAGUUGUGCAGUUUCCGUCACAAUUGGACUGGAUUAGCUAUAAUAUACAUUUGUUAUUGUUGUUGUUCAGUGGUGUGACUCUUCAUGACCCUGUGAAACUAUACCACGCCAAUACUGUCCAUGGGAUUUUCUUGGCAAUAUUAUAAGCCUAUGGCAUAAUGACAGUCCACUCUGAUUCUCAUUCACCCUUCUGUUUAUCUACCAGACAAGGAAUGAAGUCAAAUUCCCAAUAACUACCAACCCAUUAAAUCCGGUUUAAGAGCACUUAUAAACUUCAAGCUGCCACAAAUGAUAUUUAUUGAAACUGCCCACUUGCGAUGAUGCAGUAGAAAAGAAAGCUGGCUGCAAAGCCUCUUCCAACACAUCUUAGCUGUGAUACAUAGAAGUCAAGUAUUUGACCUCUGGGCUUUAGGCAAAUUUCUAAAGCUAUAAGUUUCAGAGAAAGUGAUGACCAGCAUUUGGCAGAGGGAAACUCCUCUCCCAGGAGUUCCUCAAACUAAUAAAAUUACCGGUCCAGUAUGUAGUCCUAUCCUAU